UAAUAUCUUAGACUAUUAGUCAUAUGUAUUUCUCAGGAUGAUUUUUUUAAAGUUCAUAAUUAAAGGAAAUGGUGAAUUUCAAUGAGAAGUUAGUGAAAACAAAGAUGUGCGAUUUUUCCCAUGCAUGGUCCCCGUUCUCCAUCCAGGUCUAGGGGCUUGUUGGGUGUGGUCGCCCGGACCCUUUGGGGAAGCUUUGGGACAGGGCACUGUGCCUGCACGGUGACUCAGCUCCUUGCCUAGGGACUGCCUUUUUUAAUGAGUCUACAUCUGCAUGUGGUGAUUUUAGUUUAGUUUUUGUUUUUUCCUGUAGAAUUUUUAGCUUUAGUUUAAAAAAAAAAAAAAAAAAAAAGCUCUAAGCCUGCUCAUCCAGCCUAGCACUUUGGGCUGGCUCUCUCCCCGGCCCCACCCGAACCUUCCUUCCUCUUUGGUGGUCUCUCUGCCUGCAUUGGGUUGGGCUGGGUCCCAUUCUCCCCCCUUCCUCGCCCCUCUCUCUCCCCCUGCUGUCUGAUUCCUCUGCCACACCCUGUACUUUCUUCCUAAGCCCAUCUCCCCCUCUCUGUCUUGUGGUUUCCCUGAAAUCUGUGUGGGCACUGGACUGUUAACUCCCUCCUUCCUGCUCAGCCUACCCGGUGGCUUCCCUGCUUUAUUCCCUUGCCUUUAGCGGAUUUUAUGGGAAAAAAGCAGCUGUGGCUGUCCCUUGCCGCCCCACUGGCUCCCGAUCUAGGACUGUGCAUGUGGGGGUGACAGCCCCGGGUCAGACCUGGGAGAAUUUAGGGCGCCCCUCUGGGCCUAUCAUUCCCGGCCCGUGCUUGGGCGAGCUCCAGGGGGCUGUUCAAGGUCCAAGAGAGAGCUCCCUGGGGCUGGGGCUGGCGCCGGGGCUGGGGACUGGUCAGUUCUGCCUGGGACCUGGCGCUCAGCCACUUGAGCCUGUGUGCAGAGACACUGCCCCUCUGCAUCAUCUGGUGUCCCGGGAAUUUCCCAGGCUGUGUGGGCAGCCCUCCCCCAAGCCUCUCGGGGACUCCCCUCUCGGCCAGGAGCCCCAGGACCCACGAAGCGCUGCCUUCUCUGCCCGGGAGCCAGCUGCUGCUUGGAGUCCCACAGAAUCGGGCUUUGUUCUCGGCAUCCUCGGGGAAGCCUGUGGCCUGGCUGGUGUGGGUGUGGUCUCCCCAGGGAUGUGUGGGCAGCUUGCCCACCCUAAUGGGCCAGCUCUUGGGUACUCUGGGAAGAGGAGGCCCCUCCAUGUGGCUCUCCUCCGUGGGCCUGAGCUGGGGGGGAGCAAGAGGGCUUUCCCCUGAGUGGGGGGGCGGGGGAGCCCCCUCCCCACCCACUCUCACCAGGGCGGGGUGAGGCAGGCUGCCCCACUCUUACUUCCCAGCUUUGAUGUGGUGAGAUUGCCCCUGGGACGAGGGCAGGGACGCACCCUGUAGGUGUUCUGGGCAGGAGUGUCUGAACCCAAGGCCCUUCUUUUCCCCCGUAUGCUGGGAAGGGCUGGGCUGGGGAGGGCAGGGCUAGCAAUGGUCAAAGGCUGCCACGGCGGGGCCUGGCUCUUCUGGUCCGGGCUGUUUGCCUGCUUGCCUGACUGGGAGGGCGGGGAAAUGAGAGGAGGGAGGGAGGGAGGAGGAGGAUGUGGUGAGCAGGAACAGGGCUGUCUCCCCACACCGCAGCAGGGGAAGGCGCUACCCACCCUCCGGACCUGUGCGCCCGGCUCCCUGGCAUAGCUGAGCCCCCGGAGGGAGGGAGCCUCUGGGGCAUUUCCAAGCCAUGGCGGGAGCCCAGGUGCCGGGGGCUGCCGUCUCGGCCUCUUACACCUUCCAAAGGGACAUCCUGCUGGAUCGGUCCGGCUGGCUGGACGGUGGCUCGGAGCAGGACAGGAAAGGCUACCUGUACCAGCAGCUCUGCUGUGUAGAUGAGCGGGACCGGGUGCAGAAGAAAACAUUCACCAAGUGGGUCAACAAGCACCUCAUCAAGCACUGGAGAGCAGAGGCGCAGCGACACAUCAGUGACCUAUAUGAAGACCUCCGAGAUGGCCACAACCUCAUCUCCCUGCUGGAGGUGCUCUCGGGGGACAGCCUGCCGAGGGAACGUGACGUAAUCAGGAACUUGCGCCUGCCACGUGAGAAGGGGAGAAUGCGCUUCCAUAAGCUGCAGAAUGUCCAAAUUGCCCUGGACUACCUCAGACAUCGACAGGUGAAACUGGUGAACAUCAGGAAUGAUGAUAUUGCUGAUGGCAACCCGAAACUCACCCUGGGUUUGAUAUGGACCAUCAUCUUGCACUUCCAGAUCUCGGACAUCCAGGUGAGUGGCCAGUCCGAGGAUAUGACUGCCAAGGAGAAGUUGCUGUUGUGGUCCCAGCGGAUGGUGGAAGGCUACCAGAACCUGCGUUGUGACAACUUUACUGCUAGCUGGCGGGAUGGGCGCCUCUUCAAUGCCAUCAUUCACCGGCACAAGCCCAUGCUCAUUGACAUGAACAAAGUCUACCAGCAGAGCAAUCUGGAGAAUCUGGACCAGGCCUUCAAUGUGGCUGAGCGAGAGCUGGGGGUCACCCGGCUGCUGGACCCCGAGGAUGUGGACGUCCCCCAGCCCGAUGAAAAGUCCAUCAUCACCUACGUGUCAUCCCUGUAUGACGCCAUGCCCCGGGUACCGGACGUGCAGGAUGGGGUGAAGGCCAAUGAGCUGCAGCUUCGCUGGCAGGAGUACCGGGAGCUGGUCAUGUUGCUGCUACAGUGGAUCCGUCAGCACAUCAUCGCCUUCGAGGAGCGCAAGUUCGCCACAAGCUAUGAGGAGACAGAGAUCCUCUGGUGUCAGUUCCUCAAAUUUAAGGAGACCGAACUUCCCGCCAAGGAAGCCGACAAGAACCGAUCCAAGAACAUUUACCAGUCACUGGAGGGGGCUGUGCAGGCUGGGCAGCUGAAGGUCCCCCCGGGCUUUCACCCUCUGGACGUGGAGAAGGAAUGGGGGAAGCUGCACGUGGCCAUCCUGGAGCGAGAGAAGCAGCUGAGAACGGAGUUUGAGAGGCAGGAGUGUCUCCAGAGAAUUGUGAGCAAGCUCCAGAUGGAAUCCAGCCUGUGCGAGGAGCAGCUGAAUCAGGCUGAUGCCCUGCUGCAAUUGGACAUCCGGCUGCUGACCUCCGGCAAAGCCCCUCAGCACGCCGGGGAAGUGGAAAGGGACCUGGACAAGGCCGAUGGCAUGAUCCGGCUGCUCUUCAAUGACGUGCAGACCCUCAAAGACGGGCGGCACCCCCAGGGCGAGCAGAUGUACCGAAGGGUGUACCGCUUGCACGAGCGGCUCGUGGCCAUCCGCACUGAGUACAACCUGCGGCUCAAGGCCGGCGUGCCCGUGACUCAGGUGAGCCCGGUGGGCUCCCAGCGGCGGCCCGAGCUGGAGGAUGUCACGCUGCGCUACUUGCAAGACCUGCUGGCCUGGGUGGAGGAGAACCAGCGGCGGCUGGACGGGGCCGAGUGGGGCGUGGACCUCCCCAGCGUGGAGUCGCAGCUGGGCAGCCACCGGGGCCUGCACCAGUCCAUCGAGGAAUUCCGGGCCAAGAUCGAGCGAGCCCGGGCCGAUGAGAGCCAGCUCUCCCCGGCCACCAGAGGAGCCUACAGGGACUGCCUGGGCAAGUUGGACCUGCAGUACGCCAAACUGCUGAACACCUCCAAGGCCCGGCUUCGGGGCCUGGAAAACCUGCACGGGUUCGUGGCAGCGGCCACCAAGGAGCUGAUGUGGCUGAACGAGAAGGAAGAGGAGGAAGUCAACUACGACUGGAGUGAACGCAACAGUAACAUGGCGGCCAAGAAGGACAGCUAUUCGGCCCUGAUGCGGGAGCUGGAGCAGAGGGAGAAGAAAGUCAAGGAAAUUCAGAACACGGCCGAGCGCCUCCUUCGGGAAGAUCACCCUGGGAAGUCCACUGUGGAGGCAUUCCAGGCUGCCCUGCAGACCCAGUGGAGCUGGAUGCUACAACUGUGCUGCUGCCUCGAGGCGCAUCUGAAGGAAAACACCGCUUAUUUCCAGUUCUUCUCUGACGUGAGAGAGGCUGAGGAGCAGCUGCAGAAACUUCAGGAGAUGAUGCGAAGGAAGUACAUUUGUGACCGUUCCAUCACCGUCACUCGCCUAGAGGACCUGCUGCAAGAUGCGCAGGAUGAAAAGGAACAGAUCUCAGAAUACAAGGGGCAUCUUUUGGGCCUGGCCAAGCGGGCCAAGGCCAUCGUACAACUAAAGCCCCGUAAUCCAGCCUACCCCAUUCGGGGCCGUCUGCCUCUGCAAGCUGUGUGUGAUUACAAGCAGAUGGAGAUGACCGUCCACAAAGGGGAUACCUGUCAGCUAGUGGGUCAUGCCCAGCCAUCCAAAUGGAAGGUGGUACACAGCAGUGGCAGUGAAGCCGUCCUGCCAUCCGUUUGUUUUCUUGUGCCCCCACCCAAUAAAGAAGCCCAAGAAGCAGUCAGCAGGCUGGAGGGGCUGCACCAGACCCUGGAGAGCCUUUGGCACCAGCUGCACGUGGACAUGAAGAGCCUGUUGGCUUGGCAGUGCCUGACCCGGGAAAUCCAGCUUAUUCGCUCCUGGUCCCUGGUAACGUUCCGCACACUGAAACCAGAAGAACAGCGGCAGGCCUUAUGCAACCUGGAGCUGCAUUACCAAGCCUUCCUUCGGGACAGCCAGGACUCGGGCAGCUUUGGGCCCGAGGACCGGCUGCAGGUGGAGCGGGACUACAGCACCUGCACCCGUCACUAUCAGCAGCUGCUGCAGAACCUGGAGCAAGGGGAGCAGGAAGAGUCCCUGUGUCAGCGCUACAUCUCUGAGCUCAAGGACAUCCGUCUCCAGCUGGAGGCCUGUGAGGGCCGUAUUGUCCAUCGGCUCCGCGUGCCGCUGGAGAAGGAGCCUGCCCGCGAGUGUGCUCAGCGUAUCACCGAGCAGCAGAAGGUGCAGGCGGAAGUGGAGGGGCUGGGCCAGGGCGUAAGCAAGCUCUCUGCCAAGGCUGAGAAGGUGCUGGCCCAGCCCGAGCCGGCCCCUGGAGCCCCUGCCCUUCGCUCUGAGCUGGACCUGACCCUGGGCAAGCUGGACCAGGUGCGCAGCCUGUCUGCCAUCUACCUGGAGAAGCUCAAGACCAUCAGCCUGGUGAUCCGCAGCACCCAGGGGGCCGAGGAGGUCCUGCGCACCUACGAGGAGCAGCUCAAGGAUGUGCAGAACGUCCCUGCCGAUCUCUCUGAGCUGGAGGCCACCAAGGCGGAGCUAAAGAAGCUGCGCAGCCAAGUGGAGGCCCAGCAGCCUCUGUUUGCGGGCCUGAACGAGGAGCUGAGGGCGGCGCAGGAGGUGGGCGAGCGGAUGCAGCAGAAGCACGGCGAGCGGGACGCGGAGCUGGAGCGCUGGCGGGAGCGGGUCACGCAGCUGCUGGAGCGCUGGCAGGCCGUGCUGGCCCAGAUCGACCUGCGGCAGCGGGAGCUGGAUCAGCUGGGGCGCCAGCUGCGCUACUACCGCGAGAGCGCCGAGCCCCUCAACACCUGGCUGCUGAGCGCCCGGCAGCGGCAGGAACAGAUCCAGUCUGUGCCCCUGGCCGAUAGCCAGGUGGUCCGUGAGCAGCUCCAGCAGGAGAAGAAACUCCUGGAAGAAAUUGAAAGACAUGGAGAGAAGGUCGCUGAGUGUCAGAAGUACGCCAAGCAAUACAUUAAUGCCAUCAAGGACUAUGAGCUGCAGCUGGUGACAUACAAGGCCCAAGUAGAACCUGUGGCCUCCCCUGCCAAGAAACCCAAGGUGCAGUCGGUGUCGGACAGCGUCAUCCAGGAGUAUGUGGAUCUCCGCACCCGCUACAGCGAGCUGACCACCCUCACAAGCCAGUACAUCAAGUUCAUCAGUGAGACGCUGCGGCGCCUGGAGGAGGAGGAGAGGGCGGCGGAGAAGCUGAAGGCGGAGGAGAGGCAGCGGCUGGCGGAGGUGGAGGCCCAGCUGGAGAAGCAGCGGCAGCUGGCCGAGGCCCACGCCCAGGCCAAGGCCCAGGCGGAGCGCGAGGCGCAGGAGCUGCAGCGGCGCAUGCAGGAGGAGGUGGCCCGGCGGGAGGUGGUCGCCGUGGACGCCGAGCACCAGAAGCUCAACAUCCAGCAGGAGCUGCAGCAGCUGCGGCAGAACUCGGACCUGGAGAUCCAGGCCAAGGCCCAGCAGGUGGAGGAGGCCGAGCGCAACCGCGUGCGCAUCGAGGAGGAGAUCCGCGUGGUGCGCCUGCAGCUGGAGGCCUCGCAGCGGCAGAAGAGCGGGGCCGAGGCCGAGCUGCAGGCCCUGCGGGCCCGCGCCGAGGAGGCCGAGCUGCAGAAGAAGCAGGCCCAGGAGGAGGCCGAGCGCCUGCGGCGCCAGGUCAAGGAGGAGAGCCAGAAGAAGCGGCGGGCCGAGGAGGAGCUGCGGCUGAAGGUGCAGGCCGAGGAGGAGGCCGCGCGGGAGAAGCAGCGCGCGCUGCAGGCCCUGGAGGAGCUGCGGCUGCAGGCCGAGGAGGCCGAGCGCCGCAUGAGGCAGGCCGAGGCCGAGAAGGAGCGGCAGGUGCAGGUGGCCCUGGAGACGGCCCAGCGCAGCGCCGAGGUGGAGCUCCAGAGCAAGCGCAUGUCCUUCGCCGAGAAGACGGCCCAGCUGGAGCUGAGCCUGAAGCAGGAGCACAUCACCGUGGCCCACCUGCAGGAGGAGGCCGAGCGGCUCAAGAAGCAGCAGGCCGAGGCCGAGCGCUUCCGCGAGGAGGCCGAGCGCGAGCUGGAGAAGUGGCGGGCCAAGGCCAACGACGCCCUGCGCAUGCGGCUGCAGGCCGAGGAGGUCGCCCACCAGAAGGCCCUGGCCCAGGAGGAGGCCGAGAAGCAGAAGGAGGACGCCGAGCGCGAGGCGCGCAAGAGGAGCAAGGCCGAGGAGUCGGCGCUGCGCCAGAAGGAGCUGGCCGAGCAGGAGCUGGAGAAGCAGCGCAAGCUGGCCGAGGGCACGGCGCAGCAGAAGCUCUCCGCCGAGCAGGAGCUGAUCCGGCUCAAGGCCGAGACGGAGAACGGCGAGCAGCAGCGGCUGCUCCUGGAGGAGGAGCUCUUCCGCCUCAAGAACGAGGUGAGCGAGGCCAUCCAGAAGCGCAAGGAGGUGGAGGAGGAGCUGGCCAAGGUGCGGGCCGAGAUGGAGGUCCUGCUGGAGAGCAAGGCCAAGGCCGAGGAGGAGUCGCGCUCCACCAGCGAGAAGUCCAAGCAGCGGCUGGAGGCCGAGGCCGGCAAGUUCCGCGAGCUGGCGGAGGAGGCCGCGCGGCUGCGCGCCCUGUCCGAGGAGGCCAAGCGGCAGCGGCAGCUGGCCGAGGAGGACGUGGCGCGCCAGCGGGCCGAGGCCGAGCGCAUCCUCAAGGAGAAGCUGGCCGCCAUCAGCGAGGCCACCAGGCUCAAGACGGAGGCGGAGAUCGCGCUGAAGGAGAAGGAGGCGGAGAACGAGCGCCUGCGGCGGCUGGCCGAGGACGAGGCCUACCAGCGGCGCCUGCUGGAGGAGCAGGCCGCCCAGCACAAGGCCGACAUCGAGGAGAAGAUCGCGCUGCUCAAGAAGUCCUCCGAGAGCGAGCUGGAGCGCCAGAAGGGGCUGGUGGACGACACGCUCAAGCAGCGGCGCCUCAUCGAGGAGGAGAUCCGCGUCCUCAAGGUCAGCUUCGAGAAGGCCUCGGCCGGCAAGACGGACCUGGAGCUGGAGCUGGGGCGCAUCAAGAGCAGCGCCGAGGAGAUCCAGAGGAGCAAGGAGCAGGCCGAGCGCGAGGCCGAGAAGCAGCGGCAGCUGGCGCUGGAGGAGGAGCAGCGGCGCCGCGAGGCCGAGGACAAGGUCAGGAAGAGCCUGGCGGCCGAGCAGGAGGCCGCCCGGCAGAGGAAGGCCGCGCUGGAGGAGGUGGAGCGCCUCAGGGCCAAGGUGGAGGAGGCCAAGCGCCAGAAGGAGCUGGCCGAGAGGGAGUCCGAGCGGCAGAUCCAGCUGGCCGAGGAGGCCGCCCAGAAGCGGCUGCAGGCCGAGGAGAAGGCCCACGUGUUCGCCGUGCAGCAGAAGGAGCAGGAGCUGCUGCAGAGCCGCCGGCAGGAGCAGAGCGCGCUCGACAGGCUGCGGGAGGAGGCCGAGAAGGCCAAGCGCGCCGCCGAGGAGGCCGAGGAGGCGCGGCGCCGCGCCGAGCACGAGGCCGCGCUGUCGCGCCAGCAGGUGGAGGAGGCCGAGCGCCUGAAGCAGCAGGCCGAGGAGCAGGCGCAGGCCCAGGCCCAGGCCCAGGCCGCCGCCGAGAAGCUGCGCAAGGAGGCGGAGCUGGAGGCCGCCAAGCGCGCCCAGGCGGAGCAGGCGGCGCUGCGGCAGAAGCAGGCCGCCGACGCGGAGAUGGAGAAGCACAAGAAGUUCGCCGAGCAGACCUUGCGGCAGAAGGCGCAGGUGGAGCAGGAGCUGACCAAGGUGAAGCUCCAGCUGGAGGAGACCGACCACCAGAAGGACAUCCUGGACGAGGAGCUGCAGCGCCUGAAGGAGGAGGUCACCGACGCCAUGAGGCAGAAGAGCCAGGUGGAGGAGGAGCUCUUCAAGGUGAAGAUCCAGAUGGAGGAGCUGGUGAAGCUGAAGGCCCGCAUCGAGGAGGAGAACAAGAUGCUGAUCCUCAAGGACAAAGACAACACCCAGAAGUUCCUGGUGGAGGAGGCGGAGAAGAUGAAGCAGGUGGCCGAAGAGGCCGCCCGCCUGAGCGUGGAGGCCCAGGAGGCCGCGCGGCUCCGCAAGCUGGCCGAGGAGGACCUGGCCCAGCAGCGCGCCCUGGCCGAGAAGAUGCUCAAGGAGAAGAUGCAGGCCGUGCAGGAGGCCACGAGGCUCAAGGCCGAGGCCGAGAUGCUGCAGAAGCAGAAGGACCUGGCCCAGGAACACGCCAAGAAGCUGCAGGAGGACAAGGAUCAGAUGGAGCAGCGCCUCGCGCAGGAGACCGAGGGCUUCCAGAAGACCCUGGAGGCCGAGCGCCGCCGCCAGCUGGAGAUGAGCGCCGAGGCCGAGAGGCUGAAGCUGCACGUGACCGAGAUGAGCCUGGCGCAGGCCAAGGCCGAAGAGGACGCCCGCAGGUUCAAGAAGCAGGCCGAGGAGAUCGGCGAGAAGCUCCACCGCACCGAGCUGGCCACCAGGGAGAAGAUGACGCUGGUCCACACGCUGGAGAUCCAGAGGCAGCAGAGCGACAAGGACGCCGACAAGCUGAAGGAGGCCAUCGCCGAGCUGGAGAGGGAGAAGGAGAAGCUGAAGCGUGAGGCAGAGAUGCUCCAGCACAAGUCGGAAGAGAUGCAGAUGGCCCAGAAGGAGCAGCUGCUGCACGAGACGCAGGUGCUGCAGCAGACCUUCCUCACCGAGAAGGACAGCCUGCUGCAGAGGGAGCGGUUCAUCGAGGAGGAGAAGGCCAAGCUGGAGAAGCUGUUCCAGGAGGAGGUGGGCAAGGCGCAGAGCCUGAGGGCCGAGCAGGAGCGCCAGCAGAAGCAGAUGGAGCAGGAGAAGCAGCGGCUCCUCUCCAGCAUGGACGAGGCCAAGAGGAGGCAGAAGGAGGCCGAGGACAGCGUCCGGCGGAAGCAGGAGGAGCUGCAGCAGCUGGAGCAGCGGCGGCAGCAGCAGGAGAAGCUCCUGGCCGAGGAGAACCAGAAACUGCGCGAGAAGCUGGAGAGGCUGGAGGAGGAGCACCGGGCGGCCCUGGCCCAGACCCGGGCCGUCAUGAUCCAGACGGAAGAGAGGGUGGCCCCGACCAAGGCACUGCCCAACGGGCGCGACGCGGUGGACGGGCUGGCCCAGAACGGGGAGCCCGAGUUCGCGUUCGAGGGCCUGCGGCAGAAGGUCCCGGCCAAGAGGCUGGAGGAAGCCGGCGUCCUGAGCCGCGAGCAGCUGGACAAGCUGGCGGAGGGCGCGGUGUCGGUGGGCGAGCUGUCGCAGAGGGAGGACGUCAGGAGGUACCUGCAGGGCGGGAGCAGCAUUGCCGGGCUGCUGCUCAAGCCAACCAAUGAGAAGGUGAGCAUCUACAAGGCCAUGAAGAAGCAGCUGCUGAGCCCGGGGACCGCCCUCAUCCUGCUGGAGGCCCAGGCCGCCUCCGGCUUCAUCAUCGACCCCGUCAGGAACAAGAGGCUGUCCGUCAACGAGGCCGUAAAGGAGAGCGUGGUCGGGCCCGAGCUGCACAACAAGCUGCUGUCCGCCGAGAGGGCCGUCACCGGCUACAAGGACCCCUACACCGGGGACAAGAUCUCCCUCUUCCAGGCCAUGCAGAAGGACCUCAUCGUCAAGGACCACGGCGUGCGCCUGCUGGAGGCCCAGAUCGCCACGGGCGGCGUCAUCGACCCCGUGCACAGCCACCGCGUGCCCGUGGAGGUCGCCUACCAGCGCGGCUACCUGGACGAGGAGAUGAGCAAGAUCCUGUCCGACCCCUCCGACGACACCAAGGGCUUCUUCGACCCCAACACGCACGAGAACCUGACCUACCUGCAGCUGCUGGAGCGCUGCGUCACCGACCCGGACACCGGCCUCCGCCUCCUGCCCCUCACGGACGCAGCCGCCAAGGGCGGGGAGCUGGUCUACACCGACAACGAAGCCAGAGACGUGUUCGAGAAGGCCACCGUGUCUGCCCCCUUCGGCAGGUUCCGCGGGAAGACGGUCACCAUCUGGGAGAUCAUCAACUCGGAGUACUUCACGGAGGAGCAGCGGCGGGACCUGCUCCGGCAGUACAGGACGGGCAAGAUCACCGUGGAGAAGAUCAUCAAGAUCGUCAUCACCGUGGUGGAGGAGCACGAGAAGAAGAGCCAGCUGUGCUUCGAGGGCCUCCGCGCGCCCGUGCCGGCCGCCGAGCUGAUGGAGAGCAGGGUCAUCGACCAGGAGCUCUUCCACCAGCUGAGCCAGGGCAAGAGGACGGUGCAGGAGGUGGCCGAGGUGGAGUCUGUGAGGAAGUACCUGCGCGGCGCCAACGCCAUCGCCGGGGUGUGGGUGGAGGAGAGCGGGCAGAAGCUGAGCGCCUACGAGGCCCUGAAGAAGAACCUGCUGAAGCCCGAGGUGGCCCUCUCGCUCCUGGAGGCCCAGGCCGGCACCGGGCACAUCAUCGACCCUCUCAAGAACGCCAGGCUGUCGGUGGAUGAGGCCGUGAAGUCCGGCCUGGUGGGCCCCGAGCUGCACGAGAAGUUACUCUCUGCAGAGAAGGCCGUGACUGGCUAUAAGGACCCCUACACCGGGCAGGUCGUCUCCCUGUUCCAGGCCCUGAAGAAGGGGCUCAUCCCCAGCGACCACGGCCUGCGCCUGCUGGACGCCCAGCUCUCCACCGGGGGCAUCAUCGAUCCGGGCAAGAGCCACCGCGUGCCCCUCGAGGUCGCCUACGAGCGGGGCUAUUUGGAUGAGGAGAUGAACAAGGCCCUGUCCACUCCCAAGGACAGCGCCAAGGCCUUCUACGACCCCAACACCCAAGAAAACCUCACCUACAGCCAGCUGCAGAAGAAGUGCCGGAAGGACAAGAAGAGCGGCCUGCUGCUCCUGCCGCUCUCGGAGAAGGCCAUCCGCGCUCAGCAGGAGGAGAUCUACACCGACCUCCAGGCCAAGGAGUCCUUUGAGAAGGCCACGGUCGAGGUCCCCGUCGGCAGCUUCAAGGGCAGGACCGUCACCAUCUGGGAGCUGAUCCACUCCGAGUACUUCACCGAGGAGCAGAGGCGGGAGCUGGUCCGUCAGUACAAGACGGGCAAAGUCACCAUUGAGAAGAUCAUCAAGAUCAUGAUCACCAUCAUCGAGGAGACGGAGACCAAGAGGCAGGAGAAGCUCACCUUCAGCGGCCUGCGCACACCCGUGGCGGCCAGCGAGCUCCUCGAGUCCAGGGUCAUCAGCAGGGCCCAGUUUGACCAGCUGAAGGACGGCAAGAAGUCGGUGAAGGACAUCUCUGAGACGGACUCGGUGAAGAGGUUCCUGCAGGGCACCGACUGCAUUGCGGGCAUCUACGUGGAGGAGACCAAAGAGAAGCUGACCAUCUACCAGGCCAUGAGGAGGAACUUGCUGCGGCCCAGCACGGCCGUCGUUCUCCUGGAGGCCCAGGCCGCCACGGGCUUCGUGAUCGACCCCAUAAAGAACCAGCGUCUCUACGUCAACGAGGCGGUGAAAGCCGGCGUGGUGGGGCCGGAGCUGCACGAGAAGCUGCUGUCCGCCGAGAAGGCCGUCACCGGCUACAAGGACCCCUACUCGGGCAACACCAUCUCCCUCUUCGAGGCCAUGAAGAAGGGCCUGAUUCUCAGGGAGCACGGCGUGCGCCUGCUGGAGGCCCAGGUCGCCACGGGCGGCAUCAUUGACCCCGUGCACAGCCACCGCGUGCCCGUGGAGGUCGCCUACAAGCGCGGCUACCUGGACGAGGAGAUGAACCGGACGCUGUCCGACCCCUCCGACGACACCAAGGGCUUCUUCGACCCCAACACGCAGGAGAACCUGACCUACCUGCAGCUGAAGCAGCGCUGCGUGGAGGACCCUGAGACCGGCCUCUACCUGCUGUCCCUGAAGAAGCCCGAGAAGCCGGAGGUGGUGGAGACCACGCAGGUGUACACGGAGGAGGAGACCCGCAGGGCCUUCGAGGAGACGCAGAUCGACAUCCCCGGCGGCAGCCAGGGCAGCACCUCCAUGUCCCUGUGGGAGGUGAUGCAGUCCGACAUGAUCCCCGAGGAGCAGCGCGCGCGGCUGAUGGAGGACUUCCGCGCGGGCAAGGUCACCAAGGAGCGCAUGAUCAUCAUCAUCAUCGAGAUCAUCGAGAAGACCGAGAUCAUCCGCCAGCAGAACCUCCACUCCUACGAUUACGUGCGGCGCCGGAUCACCGCCGAGGACCUCUACGAGGCGCGCAUCAUUUCCCUGGAGACUUACAACCUCGUGCGGGAGGGGACCAAGACCAUCCGGGAGGUCCUGGAGGCGGAGACCGCCUGGCGCUACCUGUACGGGAGCGGCUGCGUGGCCGGCAUCUACCUGCCCGCCUCCAAGCAGAAGCUGACCAUCUACCAGGCCCUGAAGAAGGGGCUCAUCAGCGCCGAGGUCGCCCGCACCCUGCUCGAGGCGCAGGCGGCCACGGGCUUCAUGAUCGACCCCGUCAAGAACGAGCGGCUCACCGUGGACGAGGCCGUGAGGAAAGGACUGGUGGGCCCCGAGAUCCACGACCGGCUGCUUUCGGCAGAGCGAGCGGUGACCGGCUACCGGGACCCCUACACCGAGCAGACCAUCUCCCUCUUCCAGGCCAUGAAGAAGGACCUCAUCUCCUCCGAGGAGGCCCUGAGGCUCCUGGACGCGCAGCUGGCCACGGGGGGCAUCAUCGACCCCCGCCUGGGCUUCCACCUGCCGCUGGAGAUCGCCUACCAGCGAGGCUACCUGAACAAAGACACGCACGACCAGCUGUCGGAGCCCAGCGAGGUCCGGAGCUACGUGGACCCGUCCACCGAGGAGAAGCUGAGCUACACGCAGCUGCUGAAACGCUGCCGCCGCGACGAGAACAGCGGGCAGCUGCUCCUGCCCCUCUCCGACACCCGCAAGCUGACCUUCCGCGGCCUGCGCAAGCAGAUCACCGUGGAGGAGCUGGUCCGCUCCCGGGUCAUGGACGAGGCGACCGCCCUCCAGCUGCAGGAGGGGCUCACCUCCAUCGAGGAGGUCUCCAAGAACCUGAAGAAGUACUUGGAGGGCACCAGCUGCAUCGCCGGCGUCUUCGUGGACUCCACGAAGGAGCGGCUCUCGGUCUACCAGGCCAUGAAGAAGGGCAUCAUCCGCCCCGGCACCGCCUUCGAGCUGCUCGAGGCCCAGGCCGCCACGGGCUUCGUGAUCGACCCCAUAAAGAACCAGCGUCUCUACGUCAACGAGGCGGUGAAAGCCGGCGUGGUGGGGCCGGAGCUGCACGAGAAGCUGCUGUCCGCCGAGAAGGCCGUCACCGGCUACAAGGACCCCUACUCGGGCAACACCAUCUCCCUCUUCGAGGCCAUGAAGAAGGGCCUGAUUCUCAGGGAGCACGGCGUGCGCCUGCUGGAGGCCCAGGUCGCCACGGGCGGCAUCAUCGACCCCGUGCACAGCCACCGCGUGCCCGUGGAGGUCGCCUACAAGCGCGGCUACCUGGACGAGGAGAUGAACCGGACGCUGUCCGACCCCUCCGACGACACCAAGGGCUUCUUCGACCCCAACACGCAGGAGAACCUGACCUACCUGCAGCUGAAGCAGCGCUGCGUGGAGGACCCCGAGACCGGCCUCUACCUGCUGUCCCUGAAGAAGCCCGAGAAGCCGGAGGUGGUGGAGACCACGCAGGUGUACACGGAGGAGGAGACCCGCAGGGCCUUCGAGGAGACGCAGAUCGACAUCCCCGGCGGCAGCCAGGGCAGCACCUCCAUGUCCCUGUGGGAGGUGAUGCAGUCCGACAUGAUCCCCGAGGAGCAGCGCGCGCGGCUGAUGGAGGACUUCCGCGCGGGCAAGGUCACCAAGGAGCGCAUGAUCAUCAUCAUCAUCGAGAUCAUCGAGAAGACCGAGAUCAUCCGCCAGCAGAACCUCCACUCCUAUGAUUACGUGCGGCGCCGGAUCACCGCCGAGGACCUCUACGAGGCGCGCAUCAUUUCCCUGGAGACGUACAACCUCGUGCGGGAGGGGACCAAGACCAUCCGGGAGGUCCUGGAGGCGGAGACCGCCUGGCGCUACCUGUACGGGAGCGGCUGCGUGGCCGGCAUCUACCUGCCCGCCUCCAAGCAGAAGCUGACCAUCUACCAGGCCCUGAAGAAGGGGCUCAUCAGCACCGAGGUCGCCCGCACCCUGCUCGAGGCGCAGGCGGCCACGGGCUUCAUGAUCGACCCCGUCAAGAACGAGCGGCUCACCGUGGACGAGGCCGUGAGGAAAGGGCUGGUGGGCCCCGAGAUCCACGACCGGCUGCUUUCGGCAGAGCGAGCGGUGACCGGCUACCGGGACCCCUACACCGAGCAGACCAUCUCCCUCUUCCAGGCCAUGAAGAAGGACCUCAUCUCCUCCGAGGAGGCCCUGAGGCUCCUGGACGCGCAGCUGGCCACGGGGGGCAUCAUCGACCCCCGCCUGGGCUUCCACCUGCCGCUGGAGAUCGCCUACCAGCGAGGCUACCUGAACAAAGACACGCACGACCAGCUGUCGGAGCCCAGCGAGGUCCGGAGCUACGUGGACCCGUCCACCGAGGAGAAGCUGAGCUACACGCAGCUGCUGAAACGCUGCCGCCGCGACGAGAACAGCGGGCAGCUGCUCCUGCCCCUCUCCGACACCCGCAAGCUGACCUUCCGCGGCCUGCGCAAGCAGAUCACCGUGGAGGAGCUGGUCCGCUCCCGGGUCAUGGACGAGGCGACCGCCCUCCAGCUGCAGGAGGGGCUCACCUCCAUCGAGGAGGUCUCCAAGAACCUGAAGAAGUACUUGGAGGGCACCAGCUGCAUCGCCGGCGUCUUCGUGGACUCCACGAAGGAGCGGCUCUCGGUCUACCAGGCCAUGAAGAAGGGCAUCAUCCGCCCCGGCACCGCCUUCGAGCUGCUCGAGGCCCAGGCCGCCACGGGCUACGUCAUCGACCCCAUCAAGGGGCUCAAGCUCACGGUGGAGGAGGCCGUCCGCAUGGGCAUCGUGGGCCCCGAGUUCAAGGACAAGCUCAUCUCGGCCGAGCGCGCUGUGAUCGGCUACAAGGACCCCUACUCCGGGAAGCUCAUCUCCCUCUUCCAGGCCAUGAAGAAGGGCCUGAUCCUGAAGGACCACGGCAUCCGCCUGCUGGAGGCCCAGAUCGCCACCGGGGGCAUCAUCGACCCGGAGGAGAGCCACCGACUGCCCGUGGAAAUGGCGUACAAGCGGGGGCUCUUCGACGAGGAGAUGAACGAGAUCCUCACGGACCCCUCGGAUGACACCAAGGGCUUCUUCGACCCCAACACGGAGGAGAACCUCACCUACCUGCAGCUGAUGGAGAGGUGCAUCACGGACCCGGAGACCGGCCUCUGCCUGCUGCCCCUGAAGGAGAAGAAGCGGGAGAGGAAGACCUCCUCCAAGUCUUCCGUCCGGAAGCGGCGGGUGGUGAUCGUGGACCCCGAGACGGGCAAGGAGAUGUCUGUGUACGAGGCCUACCGCAAGGGGCUCAUCGACCACCAGACCUACCUGGAGCUCUCGGAGCAGGAGUGCGAGUGGGAGGAGAUCACCAUCUCCUCCUCCGACGGCGUGGUCAAGUCCAUGAUCAUCGACCGCCGCUCCGGCCGGCAGUACGACAUCGACGACGCCAUCUCCAAGAGCCUCAUCGACCAGUCGGCCCUCGACCAGUACCGCGCCGGCACGCUCUCCAUCACCGAAUUCGCCGACAUGCUCUCGGGCAACAUGAGCGGCUUCCGCUCGAGGUCAUCCUCGGUGGGCUCCUCCUCCUCCUACCCCAUCAGCCCGGCCGUCUCCAGGACUCAGCUCGCUUCCUGGUCCGACCCCACUGAGGAGACGGGGCCGGUGGCCGGCAUCCUGGACACGGACACCCUGGAGAAGGUGUCCAUCACCGAGGCCAUGCACCGGAACCUGGUGGACAACAUCACCGGGCAGCGCCUGCUGGAGGCCCAGGCCUGCACCGGGGGCAUCAUCGACCCCCACACCGGGGAGAAGUUCCCUGUCACCGAUGCCGUCAACAAGGGGCUGGUGGACAAGAUCAUGGUGGACAGGAUCAACUUGGCCCAGAAGGCGUUCUACGGUUUCGAGGACCCGCGAACCAAGACGAAGAUGUCCGCGGCGCAGGCCCUCAAGAAGGGCUGGCUGUACUACGAGGCCGGGCAGCGCUUCCUGGAGGUGCAGUACCUGACCGGGGGCCUGAUCGAGCCCGACACGCCGGCCCGGGUGUCCCUGGACGAGGCCCUGCAGAAGGGAACCAUCGACGCCCGGACCGCCCAGAAGCUGCGGGAUGUCAACACCUACUCCAAGUACCUCACCUGCCCCAAGACCAAGCUCAAGAUCUCCUACAAGGACGCCAUGGACCGCAGCAUGACAGAGGAGGGCACGGGCCUGAGGCUGCUGGAAGCCUCCUCCCAGUCCAGCAAAGGGUACUACAGCCCUUACAGCGUGAGUGGCUCCGGUUCCACUUCGGGCUCCCGCGCGGGAUCGCGCACUGGCUCCCGUGCCGGCUCUCGGCGGGGAAGCUUUGACGCCACCGGCUCUGGCUUCUCCAUGACCUUCUCUUCCUCCUCCUACUCUUCAUCGGGCUACGGCCGCCGAUAUGCUUUGGGGCCUCAUGAAGCCUCUGAGGCAGCCCAGCUCUCCUCGAAUUGGGGCAGCCUGAGUGGGAGCUGCGGGGGGGAGGCAGGAGAGGAGUGGGCAGUGCUGGGGGGGCCACAGCCUGCUGUGGCGUAACUGCCCCGGCCCCGCCCUUCUCCCUCUGCUCCCUCCCCUGCCCCCUCUUACUCUGCAUGUGAUCCAUCUGCCAGCUAAGUGCCCUGGGUUUACUUUUUGUUGUUGUUUUUUUUUUGUUUUUUUUUUUAAUUUUAAAAAAAGACUCUUCUUCCAAAGCGGUGCCUAAAGUUUAACCAAAAAGACUAGACUAAUAUAUUAAUAUAUAUUUGCUGUUCCGAGAGUUUGUACAUCGAGGGGAGCUGAGGGGGCCGUCUCUCUGCCCGCCUUGCCACCCACGCUGAGACUCUCCUGACCAUCUGUGCUGGCAGCCACUUCACCACAGCCUGAUGCCUUGGACUUGGGUCCGAGCCAGCUCUCACCUUCCCCGGACUUGGGGCCCCCGGCUCUUCCAGCACCUCCUGCCUGCUGCCCCCAGCCCUGCCCCCUCCUCCCCUCUUGGGCUCCUCCGUUCCGCAGGAGGCGAGCUGGGCCAAGCCACCACCUGGCCGUGUUUCACUUCUCUCAGCAACAUGUCCUCCACCCGGCCUCAGGCCAUGGGGGGUUCUCCCCCAGGGCCUGCAUCUGCAGCUGCUGCCGGGACCCUCCUCCCUGCCGCCGGGUCAGGUGAGGGGCAGCCUGCCUCCCCACGGGGCCUUCAGCCUUCUCUUCACCGCCAGGAUGGGGCAGGAGCCUCGCGCAUGUUGGACUGACUCCCUGCCCGCUCUCCUGCCUGCCUUUCAGCCCUAGCCCCGACCCUGUGGUGGGCUCCACCUUUGGGGGCUGGACUUGUGCGUGGGGAAGGAGUCAAAGGGGAUGGUCGUGACCAUGGGCCCUCUUGGUGUGUCUGGGAAGUGCCCUGCCCCAGAUGGAGCAGGGAGAACGCCUCGGGUCAGUGUCUGGCCGAUUGGGAGCUGGAUGCUAGGCCAGGGGUGAAGGCUGCUGACCUGCAGUUGUGGAUGGGAUGGGGGAAAGGGCCUCUUUGGGCCCCCCUCAAGGAAGGAUUGAUAAACCUUCUCCACCCCUUUACUUGCUCUCUCCUCCUCCUCCUCCUCCUACCUGGAGGCUUGGAGAUAACCUGUUCUCCUUCUGUGUCAGCUGUCUCUCUCCAGCCUUCCCAGAGAAGUCCCUUCCCUAUGGGAAGAUGAGAACUGGGGCUCCAACAUCAACCCACCAGGGCCAGGCCUAGGCUCACGGGAGGCUCCUCUACUGGGCCAUCCCACCCAGUGUGAUCCAGUGGCCCCUCUUCCCUCCCGUGGAGCCUGCAGCCCUGUGACCCUGGGGGACACCCUGAGGACUCAGACCCGGCCUUAUCCCUUGGCCCAAACCUUCCAGCUGUUGCCCGUGGCAGCAUCUCCAACCCUGGCCUUCCCCCCCCACGCAGUGCCGGCCCCCUGGAGCAGUCCCCUUUGGCCUGGAGCCGGCGCUGCCAUUGACUUGAGGGCUUGGAGUGCUCUGCUAGGGUCUCUGUCCGGGCCCCGAAAAUACGGCUCCAGGCUGCUGAGCUCCCCCUGCAACCAUCUCAUGUUCCAUUGAUUUCCUGUCCCCUCAGAGCCGAGACCACCCCCCCGGUCCACACUCCUUCCUGAGAGCAGCUCCGCCCAGCCUGCCUGGGUCUCGGGCUUUUUAUCGUUUCUCCUCCUGUUCCCUCCCAAGCCACUGGCUGGGACUGCAUGCUCUACUAACCAUGGGGCUCCUGCCUUGGCCUCCGGUCAGGAGGAGUCCGCAGUGCUGUGGGCAGAACACUAAACAGACUGUACAGAAGGUGGUGGUCCCCGCGGCCCCACCUGCCCCCAGUAAAGGAGGUUCCUUGCUA
Antechinus flavipes (yellow-footed antechinus) is the source of this 19084-nucleotide messenger RNA. It is a transcript of the gene PLEC, whose product is annotated as plectin. Gene Ontology annotation, molecular function: keratin filament binding; structural constituent of cytoskeleton; ankyrin binding. Gene Ontology annotation, cellular component: focal adhesion; cytoplasm; perinuclear region of cytoplasm. Gene Ontology annotation, biological process: hemidesmosome assembly; intermediate filament bundle assembly; wound healing. NCBI's taxonomy places the organism in Eukaryota, Metazoa, Chordata, Mammalia, Dasyuromorphia, Dasyuridae. The transcript is spliced from 35 exons. Bases 1762 to 17292 code for a protein of 5176 amino acids. The record is from RefSeq and is a predicted model, not a curated record.